AUGGGAGGCGGCUCUAUCUCCCCGCGCGGUUUUACCCUACGCACCGCUUCCAAGGAAGAUCUGGAUGCCAUCACUCGGAUCCAUAUUGAAGGCUUCACCGAGGAGCCGCAGGUCCAUUAUUGCUAUCCGUACCGACAUGAAUUUCCUGAAGAUCACUGGAAAUGGACCAGGAAAGAAUAUGAAAACUACUUAGCGCAACCUGAAAAAUACGUUGUCUAUCUGCUUGAAGAUGCUGUCGAGGUCGACGGCAAUACUGUUUGUACACCAGUUGGCCAUGCCGUAUGGAAUCUUGCUGUCCUAACGCCAGCGACGGGAGCGGACCCAGCCGAGAAAGAAAGAAAAGAUGCAGAUAAGAAGCGGUGUGAAGCAUUCUUCGGACGAGCUUCUCAACGCUUCAAGACUUACUUUGCACCGUGGGCCGAGAAGCAAGUUAACUUGUCUUCGCUUGUCGUUCAUCCUGACUACCGACGGCGUGGGGGUGGUACGCAAUUAGUAGACUGGGGUAUAAAAGAAGCUGAAAGCAAGGAGUGGCCAGUAACAUUGUGUGCGAGUCCAAUGGGUCGUUUUCUGUAUAACUAUCUCCGGUUCAAAACGCUUGCGGAUGAGGUUGUCCAAGUUGCGGGCGAGGAGGAGACCUUGACCAGUGUAGUCAUGGUACGCGAGGAUUGA
Glarea lozoyensis ATCC 20868 is the source of this 669-nucleotide messenger RNA. Its product is annotated as Acyl-CoA N-acyltransferases (Nat). Gene Ontology annotation, molecular function: acyltransferase activity, transferring groups other than amino-acyl groups. Bases 1 to 669 code for a protein of 222 amino acids. NCBI's taxonomy places the organism in Eukaryota, Fungi, Ascomycota, Leotiomycetes, Helotiales, Helotiaceae. The record is from RefSeq and is a predicted model, not a curated record. The transcript has 2 exons.